AUGCCCGCGAAUAUUGAAAGCCAGCACCUUAUACACCCCACAACAUUGGAUGUAAUUCUCCAUUCCCUGCCUGUGGCACUUGGCGAAAAUGGAGAGCUUGACUUUGAUCAUGCGGCAGUCCCCGUCUUCUGCGACAGUCUUAUUGUCGCUGCAGAUCUUCCUUCCGGAGCAGGAUUAGAGUUCCGGGGCUUUUGCACUGCGCGAAGACUUGGUCCUCGUGAGAUUGUUGCUGACAUCUGCUAUUCGGAUUCUGCAUGGACUGAGCCAAAAGUCUAUAUCCGAGGCCUCCACUGUCUGUGGAAGCCUGAUAUCCACUUUUCAACCCAACGAUCUAUGGAGCAGUACGUCUACGCAGAGCAUUCUGAUGUGACAGUCUUGGUCAAUUGUGCAAGGUACAUCGUCGACCUAGUUGCGCAUAAGAAUCCAGACAUUUCCAUUCUACAGCUUGGUGCUUCUUUGGAAUUAAGGACCAAGAUCUUGUCGCUUCUGACUGAUGGUAGCACUCAAGGUACUAAACGCUAUUCGAAAUACACGGUUGCUGUGAUGGACUCUCCAGACGCUGAGAACAGUGCCACAUCUUCUGAAAAUUCAGAUGAGUUGGUCAGCAAGCUUACGCUUAAAACAGGUUACGGCCGACUUUGGGUUACCUGGUCAGGCUACGGUAUCACUCUGCGACAUCGCAAACCUUCUAGGGCAUGGCGGUAUCGUAAUUUGUUAUCACGAUUUGGAGAGUUCCUUGAUCAGGUCGAGACACGAGCGGUCUCUCUUGGAUACAGUCGAGAGGCAUUUUCGAGUCGUGAAACUUCAACACUAGCGCUGAGAGAAUUUUCUGGGGUAGUCAAGACAGUCGGAAGAGAUUGCCAAAGCUUCGGCCCUGGUGACUUAGUCUGCGGCUACGAUGGCGGAUCAUAUCGCUCCGUUUUCACAGUGGACGAAUCGCAGUGCCAACGAAUUCCUGCCGCAGGGUCAUUUCAAGAAGCUGUAACUUGGUCGCUGACAUUUGUGACUGCAUAUCAAGCCUUCAUUAAAAUCGGUCAGCUGAGAGCUGGUAACGUCAUUCUCAUCCAAGACGCAUCUUCCGGUAUUGGACAAGCAGCAAUUCAAGUGGCUCUGGUGGUGAAGGCACAUGUUUUCGCCACCGCUAGAUCUGAGGCUGAAAGUCAAUUGAUCGAGAAGUAUGAAAUACCAACUCAUCACAUUUUCAACGAAACAGAUCCAUAUCUCGCGGACACUAUUGCCAGACUUAUUGCAAACCGUGGCUUUGAUUUGUUUUUCUCAAUAUCUCACGUAAAGGUGAUGGACUACGGAAACUAUGGAAGGUGGUUGCCCCUUCAUUCGGAAAUCUCGUUCAUGCUGGCGAUAUUGAUCAUGAAAAUGAAUGUCCUGGACAUUGGCCCGUUCUAA
This is a messenger RNA of Exophiala aquamarina CBS 119918, 1404 nucleotides long. RefSeq lists its product as uncharacterized. The record is from RefSeq and is a predicted model, not a curated record. The transcript has 6 exons. Gene Ontology annotation, molecular function: oxidoreductase activity. Lineage: Eukaryota; Fungi; Ascomycota; Eurotiomycetes; Chaetothyriales; Herpotrichiellaceae. The coding region runs from base 1 to 1404 and encodes 467 amino acids.